This is a messenger RNA of Penicillium antarcticum, 1344 nucleotides long. RefSeq lists its product as uncharacterized. Gene Ontology annotation, molecular function: monooxygenase activity; FAD binding. The coding region runs from base 1 to 1344 and encodes 447 amino acids. The record is from RefSeq and is a predicted model, not a curated record. Lineage: Eukaryota; Fungi; Ascomycota; Eurotiomycetes; Eurotiales; Aspergillaceae. The transcript is spliced from 4 exons.
AUGUCAGGCUGGCGCAGUCUUAACGUCGGCGUUGUCGGCGGUGGCAUUGGCGGCAUGUGUGUCGCAGUUGCGCUCCGUCGCGCCGGACAUCAAGUGACCAUCUAUGAGAAGUCUGAUUUUGCAGGCGAGGUUGGAGCUUCAGUCUCAUGCGCCGCCAACGGAACCCGUUGGCUUCACGAGUGGAACAUCGAUGUCGCCAAGGGUGAUCCCGUCGUUUUGAAGAAGCUUAUCAACCGUGACUGGAAAACCGGCGAGCCAGUCAGUGUCUACGACCUUGAUGACUAUGAGAAGCGCUGGGGAUACGUCUACAACAUGUUCCACCGACAAUACAUGCAUGCCAUGUUGAAGGAUGCGGCCCUCGAUGAAGGAGAAGGAACUCCAGCGACACUCAAAGUGAAUCACCGCUGUCGCGAUAUCGAUAUGGAGACUGGCAAGAUUAUCUUCGAGCAUGGAGAGAAAGCACAACACGAUCUGAUCAUCGGCGCUGACGGAAUCGGAUCUGCCGUUCGUGGCAUUCUUGGAAUUACACCUGAAAAGCGCGCAUCGGAUCAAAGCUGCCUUCACACCAAUGUCACCACCGAAGAAGCAAUCCGACUCGGACUAGUUGACUACUCGAAGAACAGCGCAUUGGAAUACUGGGGCGGCCAAGAAGGAAAAUGGGACAAGAUCGUGCUAUCUCCCUGCAACGGCGGCAAGCUCCUCUCAUACUACUGCUUCUUCCCUCGCGAGCAAGGCGACUACUCAACACAGGCAUGGGGUGCCGAGGACCGCCCAGUCGAGGAACUUCUCAACCCAUAUCCCUCCUUGGACCGUCAAGUCUUUGAGCACUUGAAGAUCGGAACUGAGAUCAAGCCAUGGCGCCUCUGGGUCCACGACCCCUACCCUUACAUCCAGCGCGGAAAUGUCUGUCUCCUCGGUGAUGCCGGACACCCCAUGAUGCCGCAUCAGAGCCAGGGAGCUUGCAUGGCUAUUGAGGAUGCCGCAGCUCUCGGGAUUCUCUUCAACAAGCAGUACUUCAACGGAGAUAUUUCCCAAGCCUUGGCUGUUUAUGAGGAAGUGCGUCUGCCCCGUGCUACAAGAGUGCAGGCCGCAGCAGCAAAGGCAGCAUACAACAUCAACGAGCGAAUUGGAUUCUCCGUCAAUAAGGAUAUCCCCACAUAUAAAGUCGAGGACGCAAAAAAGGUUCUUACCAUUGAAGAAAUGAACGCUUAUGACAUGUACCGAGACAUCGAAGAGAAGCUUGCAGCCAAGCGCGGGACAAGAUAUGCCGACAAGUUCAUCUCCGGGCUCCCGAUCGGACUAGAGCUACCAAACGGAAUCACAAUCGGCGAAUCGAAGCUAUGA